AAAUCCCAAGUCUAGCUCCGGACUUGGAAAUCCCAAUAUCAGAUGGCCUCCUCCUCAGACUCCAUGGACGACGAGAGCUUCAGAGCUCGCGUCGAUAGAAUCUUCGGAUCCCUCCCGGCCGGAUUGAACUAUUUCCGCCAACCUUCUUCAGCCGUACGAUCAUCUCCUUGGUCUCUCACCGGAAAAGAGGUGGAGAGGAAAGAGUGGAGGCGCGACACGGGCUCUUCUGACCGGGACGAGACGCCGUGUUCCGCUGCUUUCGAUGAUUUUCUGAAUAAGGAUCGCAGAAGUUCUAGAAGGAAUGCGAAGUUAGGCGGAGAGCUUGGAGGGGAUCUUGAUGAUGUCGACGAAGAUGGUGAUGAACGGCCGGAGAAUGGUGAUGAAUGGGAUAUCCGAUCGUCCAUAGGAUUGGACCCCACGCUUGACAAUGAAGAAGAAGAAGAUGAAUAUGACAAAGUGGCUUGUGGUAGAGAAAGUGCUGAUGAUCGGCUUUAUACGAGGGAUGUUACCAAUCAUGGGUUGAACUUGAAUGCGGAGAAUGUCCUUCUCAACUCAUUAAGCAGUACUAUGAAAGAUCCACGUGACCUUGCUGCUAGGAACAGGCUAAUGGAAGAUGAUGCUGAAGCCCAAGUAUCGAAUUCUCCUCAUAAUCCCGGUACAGAAUUUAAGGAGCCUCAGGUUAGAUUUUCUGGAGAUGGUGUUCCUCUCAGAUCUAUCUUAAAGAGGAAGGACACCAAUUCAAUUCCCAAAUCGCUAAAACGUGUCAGGUUUGAUCCUGGUUGUAUGUCUAGUAGUGAAGAGUUAUCAGAAGGCCAUCAAGAUUUUUUGAGCAGAAAUUCUUCAGUAAGUUCUAUGGUUUCUAGUAAUGAUGGAUCUAUGUUGGCCCAAAACACAGCAAGGAUUCAAGAUCGUUCCCGGAAUGCUUACACACACUAUACUUUGAAUUCAACGAUUGAGGUUAAUGAAGAAUCCAACACGAGAGCUUGUAUGGACUUUUUGAAGUUGGUCAGAGGUUCAAAGCCCUCAGACUUGGGAUCAAACUCCCAGGAUGUUUCUGCGGAUCUUCCAAAAUCUAUCACUUUUAUUCCUAAGAAAAAGGCAGUGGAUGGUGAAUCAGUAGAUAGUUUCAGUGAGUUUAAACAAGAUAAGCAAGCUAAGUCCUCCCACCAAGCAGAAUUUCAAUUCCCCAUUGGCAUUGCAUUAAUAGAAUCCCAACAAUCCGAAGUUGGUGAAGUGGUGGAAGCUCAACAAGAAGUAAGUGCAACAGAUGUAAAUUCUAGAAUCCAAAAACCUAUUCGCAGGUACAGAACAAAGCCAAGUUCAGACGACUCUGAUUGUUGAGUUAUUCAGAGCUUCUCGAAGGGAAAAAGUACUUACUUCUUAUAGUAUUUCUCUUCUAUGUGCUCUUUGGAUUCUUUUCAAUUCCUCCAAAAUCAUCCCAUUCUGGUUUUAUUUUUGGGGUGUUCUUUUUUUUCCUACCUUUUUUAGUGAUGUUUGAGAGGAUUUAGUUGAUUUGAGUUUCUCACAUCAUUUUUGUAUGGAUAUUAUGUUGUUGACUGGCGUAUGCUAUGAGAGAUUCUUGUGUUAUAAUUUU
This is a messenger RNA of Tripterygium wilfordii, 1594 nucleotides long. RefSeq lists its product as uncharacterized. The coding region runs from base 43 to 1341 and encodes 432 amino acids. The transcript has 2 exons. The record is from RefSeq and is a predicted model, not a curated record. Lineage: Eukaryota; Viridiplantae; Streptophyta; Magnoliopsida; Celastrales; Celastraceae.